Messenger RNA from Morone saxatilis (striped sea-bass), 5211 nucleotides. It is a transcript of the gene adrb2a, whose product is annotated as adrenoceptor beta 2, surface a. The coding region runs from base 178 to 1431 and encodes 417 amino acids. The record is from RefSeq and is a predicted model, not a curated record. The transcript has 2 exons. Gene Ontology annotation, cellular component: membrane. Gene Ontology annotation, biological process: adenylate cyclase-activating adrenergic receptor signaling pathway; norepinephrine-epinephrine-mediated vasodilation involved in regulation of systemic arterial blood pressure; negative regulation of smooth muscle contraction. Gene Ontology annotation, molecular function: beta2-adrenergic receptor activity; norepinephrine binding. Lineage: Eukaryota; Metazoa; Chordata; Actinopteri; Moronidae.
CAUUAGAAGAAACACUGCUCAGCUAAGGGACUGAGUGAGUGAGACACACGGAGAUUUAAAAAAAAACCAGACAGUACAAAGAAGGACAUGUGACAGGGAAUACUUUGCAGGAACUACCUGAACAGUGAUAUUUCUACUUUGUAUGGGAGGCAGGAAACAAGACAGCUACCUGUGGAGAUGGGAAGUACAACCCCCCCAGGGUACCUCAAUGUGAGUACAAAGAUGGUCACCACAUCAGACCCAGCUAAGCAAGAGGAGAGUUACAGUGAGGCAACAAUGAUCCUGCUGGGCAUGAUUAUGUCCUUACUCGUGUUGUCCAUUGUUUUUGGCAACAUCCUGGUCAUAACAGCAAUCGCUCGCUUCCAGCGUCUCCAAAAUGUUACCAACUGUUUUAUCACAUCCCUGGCCUGUGCUGACCUGGUCAUGGGUCUCAUUGUGGUUCCUUUUGGUGCCUGUUACAUCAUAUUUAAGACAUGGCACUUUGGUAGUUUCUGGUGUGAGUUCUGGACUGCGACUGAUGUGCUCUGUGUGACUGCAAGCAUCGAGACCCUGUGUGUCAUAGCUAUAGAUCGUUAUUUGGCCAUCACUUCUCCGUUCCGCUACCAGUCGAUGUUGACCAAGUGCAGAGCUCGCAUUGUGGUUGUGCUGGUGUGGGUGAUUGCCGCCUUGAUAUCUUUCUUGCCCAUCCACAUGAAGUGGUGGAUAUCAGAUGAUGAGGAAGCUCAGAGGUGCAUUGCGGACAGUAACUGCUGCGAAUUCUACACCAAUAUGGCUUACGCCAUCACCUCAUCUAUCAUCUCCUUCUACAUCCCUUUGGUCAUCAUGGUUUUUGUCUACAGCCGCGUUUUCCAGGAGGCCAAGCGCCAACUGAAGAAGAUUGACCAAAGCGUUGGACGUUUCCAUAACAGCGACAACAGCAACCUCAAAUCUCUGGAGGCCAACAAUGGGCGUGGCCAAAAGAAGGCCAAGUUUUGUCUGCGGGAACACAAAGCCCUAAAGACACUGGGCAUCAUCAUGGGGAUCUUCACUCUGUGCUGGCUGCCCUUCUUUCUGCUCAAUGUGGUGGUGGCCAUAUGGAAGGAGCAGCACAAUGACCUCACCUUCAGGAUACUCAACUGGAUAGGUUACGCAAACUCUGCCUUCAACCCACUAAUAUACUGUCGGAGUCCUGAGUUCAGGUAUGCCUUCAAGGAAAUCCUCUGCAUGAAAAGGAACCGCCUCAGCAACCCGGGGCCCGUGAAUGGAUACAUCUACAGCAGGCAUAGCUGGCAGAGCGAGCAGCAAGGGAGGAGUAAGGGCAGCUCGGAAGACAGUGAGGGCAAUGAAGGGUGUCUGGGGAAGGGAACGGGGAUCUGCCGUGUUGUGGACAAAGCAGUGGAUCCCAAUGGGAAUUGCAGCAAAGGCCUAAAAACUGUAACAACUGUCCUUUAAACUAAGAUCCCUGAGACUUCUGUCAACAGGGCGAACCCGACAUGUUUACACUGCUAUCAUAAACUUUUUCCAGUUGACUAAUGAAGGUAAGACCAGUCAAACUGACUGGUAAAGUCUCUGGAGACUGCUUAAAAACUUAAUCAUGUUCAGCUGAGGAAAAUAUUUCUCCUCUUUCAACACAUAUAAUAAAAUACUGUAGGUAGAUCACUCGUCCUUUUGUUACAUUUAUGUUUAAUUUCCAUCUACCUCAUCACAUCUUUUUCAAUAUUUGUUUCUUGAACGACUAUCAGAACUAGUUCACAUUAACUCACUGUCCACAGGAGGUACUCUAGGGCAGUAUCUCAGCUGUAUAUUUACUCUACCAAAUGGUCUGUGCAUUCUAUAAUUUGUAAUUAUCUGGCUCCAAUUCGUGGGCAUGUUUUUUUAUCUCAGAGUUCUUGGCAAAAGAUCUCACAAAGCAUACAUUUGUUUCUGAAAUUCACAUUAAUGUUGUUGGAUUCCAUUGCCAAUUCGGCAUGGAUACUGAGUCCUUAUUUUCAUCUGAAAAAGGACAAUAAGUGUGGAACUAUCGAACUUAAUGCCUCUUUGGUGCUUUGUUUGAAGAAAUACAUUCCAAAAAGCAAAAUUAUAAUUUGGCUUCAUUUCGUUUCCAUUUUUUUGAUGGGCUGUCUGGGUGUGAAAGAUGAUCAACAACAUGUGUGACAGAACCUCUCUCUCUCUCUCUCACUGCUCAGCAAUGUUGUGAGGCCCUGCUCCCUGCUCUAGUGUUUUACAGCCUGUUGCAUGGGAGUUUCAGUUGCCAGCAGAUAGCACCAGAGAUAUGAAUUUAUCUACAUCUCAUUGGUGCAAGCUGAGAAACGCCUGGGGCCAUCCUCUGUUAGUCAUAUGAUAAAACUUUCAAGUUUGUAUAUGUUGUAUCUGCCAAAUUCCAGUAUCAGCCCUGAAGGUAUCUAAUUUCUUUCUGUGCAAAGCAGAUGGCAUUAUGGUUAAUGUGGUUAAUCCUGGACAUUGACCUUUAAAGCUUGCAGCUGUUAUUCAAUAAAUUAAAAUGAAAUUUGCAGUUUGCUACUGCACAUCCUGCAAGUCAUAUCUUGCAUUCAGUCCAUAGGUUCAUUUGUGCAACAUAUAGAUCAGUAUUUGGUACAUUAUACAGUAUUGCCAUUAUGUAACUAUAAUGCAGUCUCUUGUCCCCUCUAUGUGUUGGUAGCUACUGUAACACUUGUCCUUUUUGUUGCACAAGCCCUGUUUGUUUCCCAAAUGUUGUGGUUGCUGUGUUUGCGCAUGUGUUUACUGAAACCAGAGAAGCUGUUUCCUUAGUCAUGGCACAAGGGUACAAACUACACACAAUAACAAACAGUGCGUCAAAAUAGCCAAGUGAUAACAAAGUCCCAGGCCCGAGACAUGGGUGUAACUAGUCAGACCAAUGAACAGGGAUGAGGAGAUGUCCUGAGCAGUGCAUCUUUGUCACCGCUCUCUGACAUUUCUCCUCACAGUAAAUGCAUGUCUCAAUCAUCAGUCAAAAAAUCAGUCGAACAUUUGGAUAAGACACUCCACUGAGCAGUGCCUCAGCUGUUACAGUUGUUUCAGUCCCUUUGGUGUUUGGUGUGUAGUCUACUUGGUGUGUAGUCUCCAGGAAAUGCCCCAAUCCAGCUGAGCCCGGCCCAAUAAACACGAAUAAAUCCAUUAUCUCCGCUGUUUGCUGGAGAAUCAGAUAACUCCCCCUUAAAAACAACACUGAAAUAGAUUAGUAGAUUAUAAAGUAUACAGUUCCCAAUUUGCAGGUUGUGAUGAGAUCCGAUAUCCCAACCUGAAAUGAGACUCUUGGCUCUUGGGAAUGUAAUUUUUUUUUUACUUAAACAAGCAUUAAUGGAGAUGAACACUUAGCGUGCAGGGCUUGAAUAGGAGAAUGUAUACACUUUUCCCUUGCUAAAUGGCUUCAUUACUCUCAAGAGGAGGAGUAAUGGACGUGUUGCUGCAGAUGUAACCCCCUUUUUCCAGUCAGUUUGGCUGUCUCUAGUAUGUUCUGAUCAAAAUGACAGCAUGCUAAAUGUGGCUACUGAAGACAGGAGGGGGAGUAGGGAUUCUCUGCCAGUCUAUAUCGGUGUUAGUGACCUGUGUUUUAGUGCAUGUAGCGUUGCCUCUGGAGUACGGUCAGCUGACACCGUCAAAACUGUGAACUUUGUUCCCUCAGAGGAAUCUCUAUGUACUGUAUCGCUAGGUUUGGUCAGCACUGCUGUCACAGAACUUAGGAAUAGACGUAACUACGGUGUCAUCAUACGUCAAUGUUUGCCAUGUGAAAAACAAGCUUUCCAGUAUGUGGAUUUUUUUUUCUGUUUUUCUUUUUCAUGGAUUUGCAGCAAAGUAAAUGCAGGGGUUGAAUGUCAUAACAAAUGUUCUCCAGGGUUUUUUUUUUUUUUUCAACAUUUUCACUGUACAGCAUGCACAAAGCACAAAGCAGAUAAAGAUCCUAGACCAAGAUUUUGAUAAAUGACUAUUGUAUUUAUUCACUCGCAAUUAAUUGUCGUCAAAUAAAUGAAUUGCAGCUGGAUCAAAAAAGGUCUGUAUCUAACACAUUUUUAGAAGCACUUCACAAAUAAUUGUCUGCAUGUCUGCUAUAUAUUUGUGGUGAUGUAUUUGUGGACUGUGGUAACAUUUCCUUUCAAAGUGAUCUGUUUUAGUGGAGUAGGUUGUGAACUAUAUAUCCACACUGCACCCUCCUGGCAGUGGCCUCUCCUUGCACCUCAGCUGUCUCAGAGUUAUUGAUAGAUACUGUUUCAUCAAUACGCUUGUAUAAUAAGGAAUGUAAUUCAUGUCUUCACCUCCUCAUGCUGGAGGACACAACACAAUUAUGUGUAAUGACUCCUGAAUGAUUAACUGACACUACAAACAUUCCGAGUAAAGCUGAUGGUUUGGAACCAUAAACCACGUCUACUGAUGCAGACAAUGAACAUUCAGUUCAGCCACCAAAGUUUGGCUCUAGAGUACCCAUCUUAUCCACAGGGUGAGGUUAUACCAACUCUGCAAAGAUAAAAGGUUCUUUUAAAGGUGGAUUCUGGGUUUAAGACAAGUCUUAGAGGAUAUAAUUCAACGUGGCACAUACACUUUUAGUGUAAGAAAAUAUAAUCGGUGUCAUGGAUUGACACAUUUUUACAUAAUGAAUGCUCAGGUGGGCUAAUUCUAAUGCUGUCCUCAUUGAUCCAUUAUUGUUCCUAUUUAAUAAAAGUAACAUCGCACACCGAAAACAGCACCCCAUGAUUAACCUAAAGCAGCACUAUAUACGUAGCACUUUCAUGGAACAUUUGUAGAAUCUUUGAACAAUUGAGUCCACGUUUGCGUUCAUGAACUAUAAACAAUGAAUGGCUAGAGAGUUACGCCUAUUCUCUUGUACCAUAAUAUUAUUGUGGAAGUCCUCUUUCCUGUUUGCGACUAAAAAUGAAAUGAUUGGUCAGCACGGAUGUCACUGAAGGCGGACUGUUCUGAUAAAUUGAUGUAUGUGAAUGUGAAUUUUUGAUGAAACUUAAAUAUUGCUUUCGCCGUCAUAUGAGAAGUAAACCUAUUAUAUGUGAACCUUUUUUCAUGGCCAGAGUGAAAAAAGCUGUCACUCAGCUGAAUGUUUACUAAAUGUUUGCAAGCUAUUUUUCGCACAAGUUUUUGUCACUGUUAAGGUAAUGAAGCCUGUUACAAUAUGUGGUGUCCUGUGGUAUUUAUGAAAAAGCAAAUGUAUAUGCUGUAACAUUUGUAUUGAAAUAAAUUAUGUACAUGUUGCAUGUAAUGUCCUCA